UUGCGCAUGCGCGCAGGAGGCCAUGUUGUUGUAGUUCGGUGGUACUGGUCCGUCAUAUCCCUCCUUUACUGUAUGUCUCUGCGAUCAUCACCCCCUCCCGUUUUUGACAUCGGGGACACGUAAAUAAACCGGAGGGCGCAAACGGUGACUCGCACAAUGAAUUUAAGCCUGGAUCUGUCGCGCAGAAACCCUCAGGAGGACUUUGAGUUGAUCCAGAGGAUCGGGAGCGGAACCUAUGGGGAUGUAUACAAGGCUCGUAAUGUCAACACUGGAGAACUGGCUGCUAUCAAAGUCAUCAAACUAGAGCCAGGAGAGGACUUUGACGUGGUGCAGCAGGAGAUUAUUAUGAUGAAAGAUUGUAAACACUCAAACAUUGUUGCAUAUUUUGGCAGUUACCUCAGGAGAGAUAAAUUAUGGAUCAGCAUGGAAUACUGUGGUGGAGGCUCGCUCCAGGAUAUUUACCAUGUUACUGGGCCGUUGUCAGAAUCCCAAAUUGCAUAUGUAUGUCGGGAGACUCUGCAGGGUGUUUACUAUCUCCAUAACAAAGGCAAGAUCCACAGAGAUAUAAAGGGUGCAAAUAUACUGUUGACGGACAAUGGCUAUGUCAAGCUAGCUGAUUUUGGAGUUUCAGCUCAGAUAUCAGCCACUUUAGCAAAAAGAAAGUCCUUCAUUGGAACUCCAUAUUGGAUGGCACCUGAGGUGGCAGCAGUUGAACGGAAAGGUGGAUACAAUCAGCUGUGUGAUAUUUGGGCUGUGGGCAUCACGGCUAUUGAGCUGGCAGAGUUAGAGCCGCCAAUGUUCGACUUGCACCCCAUGAGAGCACUCUUCCUAAUGACCAAGAGCAGUUUCCAACCACCUAAGCUGAAAGACAAAGUAAAGUGGACAAAUAAUUUCCACCACUUUGUGAAAAUGGCUUUGACCAAAAAUCCCAAAAAGAGACCAACGGCUGACAGAUUACUGCAGCACCCAUUCGUUACCCAACCACUUAGCCGGACUCUAGCCAUUGAGCUACUGGACAAAGCCAACAAUCCCGACCACAGCACACACAGUGAUGCAGAGGAGGAUGACAUUGACCCAGAGUCUCCCGUGUCUGUUCCGCAUCGAAUCCGCUCAACUAGCAGGAGCUCACGAGAUGGAAAGACUCUCUCUGAGAUUAACUUUGAUAAGGUGAAGUUUGACCCGCCCCUGAGAAAAGAAACCGAACCGCAUCAUGAGAUGGAUCUACCAUUAGAGCCCCAAAGCAUUCUGGGAAAUAACAAGAGUCUAUUAAAAUCUGUUGCUGAAGAGCUCAAUCAAAGGGGUCAUGUGACACAUUUAGAGGAUGAGGAGGAGGAUGAAGGUGAUGAUUUGCACAGUAACUCCACUUCAACCAUGAGGCCUAAAGUUCCGCCUCCUCUGCCGCCUAAGCCGAAGCUUCUGUCUCCCGGUCAGAACAGUACCGCCUCAGAGGACAACACCGGAGAAGGGACCAUUAAACGUUCCCCAGCUUCUGCAAGCUCCACCCCUCCUGUUCGGCCUACUUCCUGUGUGCCCCCCAGACCGCCGCCUCCUCGCCUGCCUCCACACAGGCGUAGUAGCCUAGGUAACAAACCAUCUGCGCAUGAGCAGACAGAGCCAGCAAGGGAUGAUGAGAUUUAUAGGUUCUGGGAUUGGCUUCAUGCUGAACAACAGGAAGAACAAAGUAAUGGGGUUUCUGUCCAGCAGAAUGGAGAGAAGGAAAAACUGGCCUCCCUUCCCUCACCUAAUCUAAAUCUUCCAUUCAGUAAUGGUCUCCCACCGACACCUAAAGUUCAUAUGGGAGCUUGUUUCUCUAAAGUGUUUAACGGCUGUCCCCUAAAGAUUCACUGUGCCUGUUCUUGGAUAAAUCCAAACACCAGGGAUCAGUAUUUGAUUUUUGGUGCAGAGGAAGGAAUUUACACCCUCAAUCUGAACGAAAUCCAUGAGAGCACAAUGGAACAGCUGGUCUCCCGGAGGUGCACGUGGGUGUAUGUCAUGAACAACUGGCUGCUUUCAAUAUCAGGUAAAGCAUCUCAGCUGUACUCUUACAACCUGACGAUGCUUUUUGAGCAAGCUCGACAAAUGCAGAAGUUACCUGUUGCCAUACCAACACACAAACUCCCAGACAAAAUCAUCCCCCGGAAGUUUACUGUGUCCAAUAAAAUACCAGAUACGAGAGGUUGUCAGAAAUGUUGUGUAGUACGAAACCCAUACACCGGUCAUAAGUACUUAUGUGGAGCUUUCCAGUCCAGCGUAAUGCUAUUUGAAUGGGUGGAAGCAAUGCAGCGCUUCAUGCUGAUAAAGAGCAUAGACCUCACCCUGCCGUGUCCAUUAGAAAUCUUUGAGAUGUUGGUGGUUCCUGAGCAGCAUUAUCCUCUGGUUUGUGCUGCCGUCAGUAAAGGAAGUCAUCCUGAUCAGGUGGUCACGUUCGGCACAGUUGAUCCCAAUGCCGCCAACCCGGCGUUCACAGAGUCUGAAACACCUCAGACAUGUGUCAUUCAUGUGACUCAGCUGGAGAGAGAUACCGUCCUAGUGUGUCUGGAUCGGUGUAUAAAGUUGGUGAAUUUACAGGGCAGGUUGAAAUCCAACAGAAAGCUGUCAACUGAACUCACCUUUAACUUCCAGAUUGAGGCAAUAGUGUGUCUGCAGGACAGUGUUUUGGCGUUCUGGAAGCAUGGAAUGCAGGGAAGAAGCUUUAAAAACAGUGAGAUUACUCAGGAGAUCUCUGAUAACUCGCGAAUCUACAGGCUGCUGGGCGCAGACAGAGUGGUGGUGUUGGAAAGCAAGCCAACAGAAGACCCUACAGCUCAAAGUAAUCUGUACAUCCUCGCGGGCCACGAGAACAGCUACUGACAACACACUGCCUUAACACACACUACAUAAUGCACGCUACAAAGUACAUGUCCUGAGACUUAUACACCUCAUGUUCAUUAAUGAAGCUACCGAGCAAAACACUACAGAAGAAAAAAACACUCAAAGUUGAAAUUAAACACUACCGAUUUUAAUAGCAAAAGUUUUGGUUUGGUAUGAUGCCAGGACCUGGUACCUCAUAUCAAUACAAGCAGAUGUAAGUAAACCGUUUAAUAUGCGUGUUAGAUUCGCAUAGCAUGUAACGGCAAAUCAAGUGAUUUAAAUUAAUUUCCGGUUAAUACAUUCUAUUUUUGGUGUAGUACAGGUUUAACAUCUUUUUUUUUUUGUACUGCCGAACUGCGUGAACUUACUAUAGAUGCAUUUCAGACCUUGAUACACAACCAUCAGUACUGUGCGGCAUUAGAUACGGAGAUAACUGAUGUGAAAACAAAAACAAGUCUAGUACAAAAGUUGUCUAAAAGAGGACACAAAUACGGCUUUUUAUAUCUGGCAUGAUAUGCAGGUGUUUUACCAUCUUGUCAGCUUUGUAGCUUUCAGUACUGCCCUGUAAACUGCCCUCCUCUCUGUCAUGCUAAUAACAGUUCACAAGGAACGCAUUCUCGCAUUUAAAAAUAGAUAGAAAAACAAUUAGCAGAAUGGAACGCAAAAUCACGCUCUGUGUGAAGCAACUGUAAGCCUAAAAAAACUCUCUUUCUCUACAUUUCCCUCGUUUGGAGUCAUAUUAGUAAAAUUUCUAUGAAAUUUUGAGGGUAAGAAAAGGGCAUUUUUCGUGUGCGGAGACACGUGAAGCACUUUCAAACCAAGCAAUUUUCUGUUGGUCAGGGCAGCAACUUAAUGUGACGAAUUUUAAGCCAAUGUGAAAUCUGCUAAAUAACUGCUCAUGUAACCGCACUUAAGGCUUCAGUAAGUUUCAUGUCUCAUUAGAUCCAUAUUUCCUUAUUAACAGCACAAUAACAGACAGUGGAACCGUAGUGCAGGUGUUUCUGAUGUUUUGUAAAUUAUAAACGUUAAUGAUUUAUAGAACGUUCACACAGAAUUCAUUUUUGCAUUUAAGAAAUGUGAGGCCUAGGUCAGUUGAAUGGAAAAAAAUGUCUUUCUAGAGACACAUUUAAAAAAAACAACAACAACCAUCUUAACUUGAGAACCACAUUUUUUAAAAAGUAAUUUCAGUCUAGCACAUGUUUGCAUACAAAACAAUGAAAAAACAGUGCAGAGAAAUACAAAAACGUGUUCUCUAUGAAUAGAAAAAAAGUCCUCCAGUGAAGCAAAAUGUUUUUCCUUAUUAGUUGUUAAAUACAUGAGAUUAUUUUGUUGGCUUGUUUAAAUAUACACUAGGGGGCGCCAUGUUUCAUGUCAUUGUUCUGCCGCUCGUGUUACUUAAACUGAGGUAAAAGGUUUUAGUUACCGCAUCCAGACAUAACAGAUAAUUAUAAAUAUUUUCAUCAAAAUGUAAUCAUUCAUGAAUGAUGCUAAUUUAUUCAUACUGUAAUGAUAUCUUCAAAAAAGUACUGUGGCCGUAGCAGGGUAUAGUGGUAUCAGAUGGCAAUAUACACACAAAGACACACACAUAUAUAUAUAUAUAAAUGUGUGUGUGUCAUGGUUCUGAAUGAUGACCCUAGUCACAUAGCGUGGUAUUUACUUGGUACUCAAGGUACGUCAAACAGUACCAUGGUUUUACCAUAGUGUAAUGUCCAUACAUUUAUGAAAUUCCACAUUAAGACUACUUCCUGAUACUGUAACACCAUCUUGAGCCACCUUAUGGGAAUGGAGUGAUUUUUAGAGUUUUUCUAUUUCAUUAUUUAUGCAGAAAGGCCAAGUGUCAUGUUUUAGUUGAUUACCAAGCACUGUUAUUGAAGGUUUGCACAAUACGUUUGCUCACUUCUGCAUUUCACUGCGUGCUGUGUGUGUUAAAGGAUGAGUGUGCACUUACAGGCUGUAAUGUUAAUAGUAAGAGUAUAACAGAUAAAGAAAUCCUAUUUAUUAGGCUCACUGAAAACCGAGUAGAGAUGACGUCUUCAGAAUGCAGUAUGUGUAAAUAAGAAAUUGGAAGUCAGAAAAAGCUCUCUUUCUAGAAUGUAGCUGUCUGUGAAGCUUUUUGGAAUUUUCAUCCGUUCGAAUCACAUAUCUGAAUACUAACUGUUCUUUUUGUGUCAAAAUAGCAAAGUCAUGUUUCGUUUUAUCUGAAUGCGCAAAUUUAGCAUGUCGUGUCUACCUCUAACAUGCAUCUAAAGAUCAUACGCCAUUAAAACCCUACUGCAAAUAAAGCAUUUCCCUAGCAGCAUUUUUAAACCCCGGGCUUGUCACAUGAUCUAUGAUUUUGUCAAGACCCAAAUUAAAGAGUGUCUGAGCCUAAUCUCCAGUAACAUUUACUCUAUACGUUUGAAAGAGUCAUAAUUGUGUUAUUGGAUGCUUUGAGAACAGAGCGUGUGUCUACUACUCCAUAUUCACUACAGCAGCAUUUACUUGUGUGAUGUGAUGCACAUGUCUUGUAUAUAGUGUAAAAUAAUUUGAGUUUUACAGACUGUAUAAAGCCAAUAUUUUGUUUCAAAUGUGAAACUCUUUUAUGAGAUUUAACACAUUAAACCAAGGUGAAAAAAUAUCAAA
Puntigrus tetrazona (Sumatra barb) is the source of this 5472-nucleotide messenger RNA. It is a transcript of the gene map4k3b, whose product is annotated as mitogen-activated protein kinase kinase kinase kinase 3b. The record is from RefSeq and is a predicted model, not a curated record. Bases 157 to 2850 code for a protein of 897 amino acids. The transcript has 33 exons. Gene Ontology annotation, biological process: protein phosphorylation. NCBI's taxonomy places the organism in Eukaryota, Metazoa, Chordata, Actinopteri, Cypriniformes, Cyprinidae. Gene Ontology annotation, molecular function: MAP kinase kinase kinase kinase activity; ATP binding.